Messenger RNA from Ailuropoda melanoleuca (giant panda), 2955 nucleotides. It is a transcript of the gene ZNF177, whose product is annotated as zinc finger protein 177. NCBI's taxonomy places the organism in Eukaryota, Metazoa, Chordata, Mammalia, Carnivora, Ursidae. The transcript has 7 exons. Bases 275 to 1717 code for a protein of 480 amino acids. Gene Ontology annotation, biological process: regulation of DNA-templated transcription. The record is from RefSeq and is a predicted model, not a curated record. Gene Ontology annotation, molecular function: DNA-binding transcription factor activity, RNA polymerase II-specific; RNA polymerase II cis-regulatory region sequence-specific DNA binding.
GUGAUGGUUAAGGACCCAGUGACCUUUGAGGAUGUGGCUGUGGAAUUCACCCAGGAGGAGUGGACUUUACUGGAUCAAACUCAGAGAAGGCUGUGCAGAGAUGUGAUGCUGGAGAACUACAAGAGUCUGGCUGCAAUAGAUUGGGAGAUUUGUCUUAAUACCAAAAGUCAGCACCUCAGCAGAAUAUUUUGCAGGGGAAAACACCCAGUGUGGUAGAAAUGGUCUGCUUGCUCAGAACCCUGUCUGGUAAGGAGAGAGACAUACAAGAGGAAGAAUGGCUGCAGGAUUGCUGACAACCUGGUCACAGGAGUCAGUGACCUUUGAGGAGGUGGCAGUGGACUUCUCCCAGGAGGAGUGGGCACUGCUGGAUGCUGCUCAGAAAAUCCUGUACAGAGACGUGAUGCUGGAGAACUACAGGAACCUGGCCUCCCUGGGGUAUCCUCUCUGCAAACACAGUCUGAUCACAGAGGUGAAGCAGGAAGCGCUGGGGACAGAGGAGGGGGGAAUUCUCCAAGGUGCCUGUACAGACUGGGAUAUUCAACUGAAAUCAAAGGAUGGAAUUCCUAUGCAGAAUGUUCCUGGGGAAAAAACUUGCAAUGGCAUAAAACUGGCACCAACUCAACCUGGCAAGAAACCCUUGAAAUUUGAUCAUUGUGGAAAAUUCAUCAGAAAGAACUAUCACUUUACAUGUACAAGAUAUUGUGAGGGAGAGAAAUGCUACAAAUAUAAAGAAUAUGGGAAAGACCUUGGCCACCCCUCAACUCUUAGCAGUCAUGUAAGUACUCACAGUGGAGAGAAAACUCGUGAGUUUAAUGAUUGUGGCAAAGCUUUCAGUCAAGAGGCAUCCCUUAGGAAAUACUUCAGGACUCUCACAGGAGAGAAAUCUCAUGCGUGUAAUCAGUGUCUUAUGUCCUUCAGCUUACACCCUUCCUUUUCAGUACAUGUGCAAAUACCUACUGGAGAGGAACUCUGUGAAUGCCAUGAUCAUGGAGAAAGAGCCUCCCUUGGUGUCCACAAAACAAUGUGUACCAUGGAAGAAAGCUCGGAAUGUAAGGAGCAUGGGAAAGCGUUCACCAGCUCCUCAUCCCUUCAGAAGUGUGUGAGACUUCACGCCAGAGAGAAGCCUUAUGAAUGUAGUGACUGUGGGAAAGCCUUCAUUUUCCAGUCUUCCCUUAAAAAGCACGUGAGAUCUCACACUGGAGAGAAACCUUAUGAGUGUAAUCACUGCGGAAAAUCCUUCAGCCAGAGCUCUCAUCUUAAUGUGCACAAAAGGACUCACACUGGAGAGAAACCCUACGACUGUAAGGAAUGUGGCAAGGCUUUCACUGUUCCUUCAUCCCUUCAGAAGCAUAUGAGAACCCACACUGGAGAGAAACCCUACGAAUGCAGUGACUGUGGGAAAGCCUUCAUUGAUCAGUCAUCCCUGAAGAAACACACGCGGUCUCACACUGGAGAGAAACCUUACGAGUGUAGUCAGUGUGGAAAAUCCUUCAGCACAGGCUCUUACCUCAUUGUGCACAAGAGAACUCAUACUGGAGAGAAAACCUAUGAGUGUAAAGAAUGUGGGAAGGCCUUUAGGAAUUCCUCGUGCCUAAGGGUACACGUGAGAACUCACACAGGAGAGAAGCCCUAUCAAUGUGUUCAGUGUGGAAAGGCAUUCAGCACCAGCACUAACCUUAUAAUGCAUAAGCGAAUACACACUGGGCAGAAAGUAUGAGUGAGAUGACUAUAGGAAAGCCUUUAUUGGGCCUUUACACCUCAUUCCUCAUUUUAGAACUCACACUGAAGAACAGCCCUGUUGUGACCAAUGUAGAAAGCCGAGGCACAAUUCUUGUCUUACACUAUACUGGGACCGAUCUUACAAAUGUUAUUGUUCUGUGAUUGUCUUUUAUCAGUGAGUUUCUCAUCCUGAAAGUGUGACAGCUUGUUAACUGAUGAGUAUUAAAGGUUAUAUGGCACUCUAAUUUCCCCUUAAUCUACAUCACAAAAGUUUUGAUAAAUGAUGUUUUCACCAUAAUUUAGUACUAAAUGUGCAAUCCUCAUCAAGAUGCCUUGGACCUGUAGGUUAUUUAGAAAUGUGUUUUUUAAUGUGCAGACUCUGCAUAUUUUAGUUACGUUUUUAUAGAUUUUUAAUUUAAAUUGGAUGAUACACAAAUGUGUGGUCUUCAUGAUGUAGAUUCUGUAUGACAUUAUUCAAACAAAGUUGUUGGAGACUUGCUGUGUGGCCCAAUGUGUUAGAUACAAUGAGUAUCCCCAGAUCCAUUCCUCCGUCCCUUUCCUAAAGUAACAAAACUACAAUUGUAUCCAAGUUGGCAGUGUGGACAAUUUUUUAAGGAACUCUCUCAACUUUCUUUGCUGCCGUGAGUGUCCAUGAGCCCAUGGUUCUGGCCAGUGAGAAACAGGCAGAGGUCACUGCUUGUGGGUUCUAAAGAAGCCCAUGGCAAUGGGAGUAUCUCAGCUACAUUUUCUCUUCACCAUUUGCCCUGUGUCUCAUCUCUUUUUCUUUCCUAGAAAACAGACCAAGGGGAAGAUAGUCAGAGGCUACUAAUUCUACACAGGGACAUACAGUAUUAUUUGGCUGUACCCGCCUUGGGUUGCUUAUUUCUGGGUUUCAUAUAACAUGAGAAGAAUAAACUCCUAACUGAUGUAAACCACUCUGGAGGGAAGAUUCUGUUACAAGGGAUUUCAGUUAACUGAUAACAUCUCAUAUGUGGUCAAGUUUAAUGAAUCCUUUAAGUAUGGUUGAAAACAAUGCCUAUUCUGUAAUUAUUUGGUAUAAUCAGUGUGUCUGAUGAGUCAAUCUUUUGUGUUUUUAAAAUUUGUAUCAUUACAAACCUUUUCUCCUCGUUUGUCCUUUAUUAAUGUGUCAUUAUCACUGUGGCUAGUCAGAUUGUUUUUUUAAAUUCUGUCUCACUUUGAGGCACUAUAGCUAGAUGCAUACAAAUGUAGUCACUU